Molecule: messenger RNA, 336 nt
Organism: Blepharisma stoltei
Lineage: Eukaryota; Ciliophora; Heterotrichea; Heterotrichida; Blepharismidae
Source: the annotation of a GenBank genome assembly
AUGUUCUUCCGCUUAUGCUUAAUGUGUUUUAAAGGAGAAGAUCCUAACAAAGCUUCUCAACGACAAAAUAAUUCGGAGCCUAAAUCAAGUGCCCCAGUUAACAUGCAAAAAGACGUAGAAAAAUCAUUAGCAAACGAAAAAGAUAAUAGGAUCAUAAAUGAUAACCCAUCAAAUUCAUCUAUAUCAUCCUCAUUUGUAUCAGAAAGUAUAUCAAGCGGUGAAAAGUCGCCGAUAACAACUCCUACACCAAAUAAUGGCACAAAAUCGAACCAAGUUAGAAAACUAACUGGCGGAUUCCAAAGAGCAAAAUAUAAAAAAAAUAAUGGGAAGAGUUAA